AUGUCAAUUCAAUUCCCACGCAGGCGCUGGGCCGAAUCUGGUGAUUGGGACUCCGUCCGCUCGCUCAUCACGAUGAUGUACAAGGUCGAAGGCAGGCCCUUGAAGGAGGUCAUGAGGAUCAUGGAGACAGAGCACCAAUUCCUCGCCACGCCGAAGAUGUAUAAGAAGCGAAUAAAGGAUUGGGGUAUUGACAAGAACCUGAAAACUGACAAGCUUCUCGCCUCACCCCGGACACAACAACGGCGGGAUGCCACGCAGAAGGGCUCGCAGUCCGGCGUCAGGGGCACUGUGGUCGAUGCUCCGAAUACAAACCAAUACGUCGAGGCUUGUUCAGGUUUUCCCCAGCAAUUCCAGCAUGGUAGCCCUCCGUCUGCUGGAGAAGCCAUGCAGAGAGAGUAUCACACUCCUGCGUCCAUGUUGCCUUCGCAGCAGCCUAACGACAACCAGCAGUGGGCAACCGCCGGCCGAUUCCAUGGUGACGGCUCCUAUUCUCCCUGGUUCUCACAAAGCGGGCAACCUAGCGAGAAAGCUCGAACUACUGUCCUCGGCAGCAUCCAGGACAGGUUCCUGGAGGCUUCUGAUGCCAUCACGCGGCAGGAUACCGCCGAGCUGUUUGCGAUCCUCAACCCAGCUUACGAGGCGAUAAGUAGCGUCUCUGAAACCGAAGCCACGCAGCUUGUCGCCGUUGUUGUCGAACUUUUCCAGCUCUUAUACAGACGACCGAACCACCAGGACAUGCUGAGGCAGCUGCUCCAAUAUGUCUUCGCACUCGUACCGGACGCGGUGCGCCAGAACCAGUUCCUCUCAUUCAACAGCCAGGUGCUGAACCUUCUCGGGCGGCCAUGCCACCGCCCUCCAUUAGGUGUGCCGUUGGACACGGCAGGUGGCACAGAUUCGCGACCGACUGUGUCGGGACAUGAUUACGAUUACUAUGAGCAGCAUUCCGGGGCUUCACCGACCUUCGACAACAGGUUCGGAGGGACCCGCAGACAUCCCUACUGA
This is a messenger RNA of Diaporthe citri, 1002 nucleotides long. RefSeq lists its product as uncharacterized. Lineage: Eukaryota; Fungi; Ascomycota; Sordariomycetes; Diaporthales; Diaporthaceae. The coding region runs from base 1 to 1002 and encodes 333 amino acids. The transcript is spliced from 2 exons. The record is from RefSeq and is a predicted model, not a curated record.